UCUCAGAGGGUUUCUUCGGGGCUGGGAUGCGUUCAUCGCAUGUCUGCUGGCGCUUGAUUUGGCCUACCGCCGAGCCAGAGAGAGAGAGAGAUGCAGUGCUUGCCCCUUUGCUGAUCCUUGACGUCAACUGGAGACCCUGCGGUUUCGGCCACGGGUGGCUUCUGGUGCGUGCCUGUGCCUGGCAUGAUGGCGUCUCGCGGACCAAGCUGGUGGAUAUGUCGGCCCUGCAGAGCCCUAGACGCCCGGAGCCCGGGGAAUCGAUCCCAUCCCACGGAAAACCCGCGAAACGCCAAACGGGCGACUGCGCGACUGCCAGGGGCCCAUCGUCACCCGUUUCCUCGUCUCGGUGGCAUGGAAGAGCCGGGGCCCCGAGGACUUUCGUCAAUUUUUCUUUCCCCCUGCGAUCUGUGUGCAUCCAUACGGGCCAAAGCGCUGACGUUUCGAGCUCCACCCAAUGCAAUGCAAACCCCGGGAAGCGUGCUGCCCGCCGAGUCUGAAACGGAUGGGCUGGAGACGCGCGAGAAGAGCUUACUCGACUGGACUGAGUCGCUUUUCCCCUGCAAGUUUGGAGCCGAGAUCCACGCGUCGCUUGGUGGUUCGUCCAGCUUGGCCUGGUCGGGCGAGCCCUUGUUUGGUUUCUUUACCGGGAGUUUGCCUCGCCUGGGAGAUCAGCAGGCGGAUAGAUGGGAAGAGAGUGGACAUUCCAGAGGCCCCUGCGGUUCUCUAGUCCUUUCGGCUUGAAUUCUCUAUCCUUAAGUCCCAGAGGAUAUAUCCUUUCAGCCAUAUGAGAUGAGCACGUGAGCAGCCUCAAAGUAGGUAGAACCCGUCGUUCGGCGACGAAGCCGUCCUCAUAGGGAGGUGCACUGUAGGACCGAUGUAAACCCAUGAGAUUUCAUACUGUGGAGUCAGUCCUGAGGCAAAAAAAAGGAAGAAAAAAAGGCCCCGGAUGUUUAGGCAGUUCUUUGGCGUGUCGUGUCGCAAUGGAGCAGUAAUCGAUUGCGAGUGCUUUUUUCUUCCCGCCUAGAUUGACUUUCCGGUACCUGAACCUUGGCGGGUUCCAGUGGGGGUGGUGGCAAAAGACCAACCAGCCAGUCAGAACUUGAUUGCUUCCCGUCUCAGCAAUCCGGACGCAUACACGAAGACACAAAGUUAAGGUGCUGUGUUUUGUUGAAUACGAA
Ilyonectria robusta is the source of this 1178-nucleotide messenger RNA. RefSeq lists its product as uncharacterized. NCBI's taxonomy places the organism in Eukaryota, Fungi, Ascomycota, Sordariomycetes, Hypocreales, Nectriaceae. The record is from RefSeq and is a predicted model, not a curated record. The transcript has a single exon. Bases 184 to 741 code for a protein of 185 amino acids.